GACGGAACAGCCCAUCCCGACGUGGACCGACGGCCGCACCACCACCACCACCCCGCCCUCACUCACGCCCAUCGCCAUGUCACGCCCACGCUUCUCCUGCUCGGCGGCGGACGUCAAGCAGGCGAUCAGGAACAACCUCCUGCCUAUCCUUACCAUUUCGGGCGUGACGGGCGGGAUCCUGCUCGGGUUCAUCCUCAGGUUCUCCCGCAGCGAGCGAUGGUCGAAGCGCGAGGUGAUGUACGUGGGCUACCUCGGGGAGCUGUUCCUGCGGGCGCUGAAGGCGCUCAUCAUCCCGCUCAUCGUGUCCUCGCUCGUCUCCGCUAUCGGCUCCCUGGACCUGUCGCUGUCGAAGAAGAUCGGGCUCCGCGCCAUCGCCUACUACAUCACCACCACCGUGUCAGCUGUCAUCCUGGGCAUCAUCCUGGUGGUGACGAUCCACCCGGGGAAGGGCAACGACGACGACAUCAUCAAGGCGGGGGAGGCCAAGGCGUCCUACACCCCCGACCUCCUCAUGGAUCUGCCCAGAAAUCUUUUCCCGCCAAAUCUGAUCCAAGCUUGCUUCGAAACGGAAUUGAGAUCUGGGAAGAGAAAUACAACUGGACUCGGCUAUGACAGCACUUUCCUGCUCCCGAAGGAGGAGUGGGACAUCAAGUCCGAGCACUCCCGCGCCCUCAACAUCAUGGGCCUCGUCAGCUUCGCCACCGUGCUCGGCCUCGCGCUGUCCAAGCUCGGGCCGCAAGGGGAAGGCGCUGGCUCGGACUUCUUCCACUCGCUCUCCCGACGCCUCCGAUGGUCAUCACCUUCGUGGCUCAUCUUGGAUCUCCCCCGGUGGGAUCCUCUUCGCUGGUGCCUCCAUGAAUCAUUCGAGAUGGAAGACUUCAGCGUGAUGCUCGGUCAGCUGGGCCUCUACUUCGGCACGGUGGUUCUGGGCAUCUUCAUCCACGGCCUCUUCGUCCUGCCCACCAUCUACACGCUCCUCACGCGCCGGCUGCCCUUCCGCUUCCUGCCAACAUGA
This is a messenger RNA of Penaeus vannamei (Pacific white shrimp), 1015 nucleotides long. Lineage: Eukaryota; Metazoa; Arthropoda; Malacostraca; Decapoda; Penaeidae. The record is from RefSeq and is a predicted model, not a curated record.